AUGUCUCAGCAAAACAAUGGCGGUCUCCUUGGUGGCCUAGGCGACACCCUCGGUAAAACAGUUGGCGGUGUUACCAACACUCUCGGCGACACGGUUGGCGGCCUCGGACAGACAGUCGGCGGCGUCACAUCCGGCUUGGGUCAGACAGUCUCGGGCGCAACCGAGGGCCUGGGAAAUACAACCAAGAGCGCUGGGCAGGGCAUUCAAGGAGGCUUCCAGAGCAUCGGUGGACAGAACCAGACCGCGGACAACCCGCUAGGCUUGAGCCGCUAG
Molecule: messenger RNA, 273 nt
Organism: Penicillium macrosclerotiorum
Lineage: Eukaryota; Fungi; Ascomycota; Eurotiomycetes; Eurotiales; Aspergillaceae
Exons: 2
Coding region: 1-273 (90 amino acids)
Source: RefSeq, a predicted model, not a curated record